Molecule: messenger RNA, 1763 nt
Organism: Mangifera indica (mango)
Lineage: Eukaryota; Viridiplantae; Streptophyta; Magnoliopsida; Sapindales; Anacardiaceae
Product: amino acid permease 6-like
Exons: 7
Coding region: 77-1522 (481 amino acids)
Cellular component (GO): plasma membrane
Source: RefSeq, a predicted model, not a curated record
UAUAUAAUUGAACUUCUUUUAUUUUCACUUUACUAUACACAUCUUGCUUAACCAUUUCAGAGACAUCGCCAGAAAUAUGCAGAACUCUAUGUUUAUCGAACAACAAGACCCUGAACCAUAUAAUCACAGCGGUGAUGUUCGCAAGAACUUUGUUGAUGACGACGGUCGAGAAAAAAGAACAGGCACUUGGAUCACUGCUAGUGCUCAUAUCAUAACUGCUGUGAUUGGUUCUGGAGUGCUGUCUUUGGCUUGGUCCAUAGCAAAACUCGGCUGGGUGGCUGGACCGGCCGUUCUCAUAGCUUUCUCAUUCAUCACGUAUUUUACGUCCACUUUGCUCGCCGAUUGCUACCGGUCUCCUGAUCCUGUCACCGGAAAAAGAAACUACACUUACAUGGAUGUUGUGAGAGCCAACUUAGGAGGUAGGAAAGUUCAGCUCUGUGGGCUGGCCCAGUAUGGAAAUCUCGUUGGAGUUACAAUUGGCUAUACCAUUACUGCGUCUAUCAGUAUGGUGGCCAUCAAAAGGUCAAAUUGUUUCCACAAACAUGGGCACCACGUGAAGUGUUACACAUCAAACAAUCCCUUCAUGAUUAUAUUCGCCUGCAUUCAGAUUGUUCUUAGCCAAAUUCCAAACUUCCACAAGCUGUCAUGGCUCUCAAUUAUCGCCGCCGUUAUGUCUUUUGCUUAUUCCUCCAUAGGUCUCGGCCUCUCCAUAGCCAAAGCCGCUGGUGGGUCGCACGCAAGAACAACUCUAACGGGAACCAUAAUUGGGGUAGAUGUGACAGCAUCAGAAAAGGUUUGGAGAGCAUUCCAAGCAAUUGGAGAUAUCGCCUUCGCUUAUGCCUACUCUACGGUGCUUGUCGAAAUUCAGGACACGUUGAAGUCAAGCCCACCAGAGAACAAAUCCAUGAAGAUUGCGAGCGCUAUUGGUGUCUCAACCACGACCUUGUUCUAUUUUCUCUGUGGCUGCAUUGGCUACUUAGCUUUUGGAAAUAACGCACCUGGAAAUUUCCUCACUGGUUUUGGAUUCUAUGAGCCUUUCUGGUUGAUCGAUUUAGCAAAUUUGUUCAUUGCUAUACAUCUAAUUGGUGCUUACCAGGUCUUCUGCCAACCCCUAUUCGGGUUCGUGGAGAAAUGGAGCAGCAAACGCUGGCCAGAAAGCAAGUUUAUAAACAGUGAGCAUGGUGUCAACAUUCCAUUGUUGGGUGUACAUUAUGUGAACAUGUUCAGGCUGGUGUGGAGAACAGUGUACGUUAUUGUGACAGCGGUGAUAGCCAUGAUAUUCCCCUUCUUCAAUGACUUCGUUGGCCUCAUUGGAGCAGCUUCAUUUUGGCCAUUGACGGUUUAUUUCCCCAUAGAGAUGCACAUUGCCAGGUCCAAAAUGCAGAAAUUUUCCUCCACCUGGGUAUGGCUGAAAAUACUAAGCUGGGUCUGCUUAAUAGUGUCACUUGUUGCCCUUGCUGGCUCUGUUCAAGGUCUUAUUCAAAGUCUCAAGACAUACAAGCCCUUCCAAGCUCAGCAAUGAUCAUUUAGAGUGACCUUGUGAGCCUAAUGUAAUAUUUAUAUUAUACAAAUAAUCCUCAUGCUCAGAGGACUGCGAACACAAUUUUCUGCCAAUCUCCAUUCUUCAGGAUCUUCAGUUGAGAUCUUUAAGUUUUUGCUUCUUCCACAUGUACAAAAAUGAAGAAUAAUGAUAAAUUAUUCAUGGUACUGUUACUGAUUAUUGAGAAGUAUGAUAGAAAUAAAUGCAAAAGCUUAUAUGAAAA